UCUGAUUGGUUAGGUUGUCUUUCUGUCUGUGUCAUUUUAUGAUUCUUGUGGGAUUACUGGGAAUCGCCGGUCAUUCAUUUGGUUUGUUUUUAGAACUGUGUGCUGUUGUAUCUCGAAGAAAAUGGCUUGUCAAAAGUCCGACUUUAGGCUGGUGUCGUCGACAAAGGCGUCCGAUGUGAUUCCAGUGAACAAAUACGUGUCGUGCAAGACUGGGAUCACUGUUAUUAUUGCCGACGUUGAGGGUCCGCUCGUCAACGGUUUCUUCUGUCUGGCAACGGAAGCCCACGAUGAUGACGGGCUGCCCCAUACUUUGGAGCAUCUUAUUUUCUUGGGGUCCGAACGGUAUCCAUACAAGGGCAUCCUGGAUUUGCUCGCGAACCGGUGCAUGGCGCAUGGAACUAACGCCUGGACGGACACCGACCACACCUGUUACACAAUCUACACCGCCGGAGAUGAGGGAAUGUUGACACUCCUGCCUAUCUAUCUGGACCAUAUUUUAAUGCCUACCCUCACUGAUGAAGGGUUCAUAACGGAAGUCCAUCAUGUUGAUGGGGACGGAGAAAAUGCUGGGGUUGUGUACUGUGAGAUGCAGGGAAGGGAGAAUAAUGCUGACAGCAGGUGUGAAUUACGACUUCUACGCGCGAUGUAUCCCAAUAGUGGAUACUCAUCUGAAACCGGUGGAAUUAUGAAGAAUCUAAGAGAGUCCACCACUAACACAAAGGUUCGGAACUUCCACAAGAAGUUCUACCGUCCGGAGAAUCUCACAAUCAUUCUGACCGGUCAAAUUAGUGCGGAUGAUGUGUUUAGCGCACUAGGCACUGUGGAGGAUGACAUCAUCGCCAAGCGAGGCAAGAAGCCGCAGGAUGAGUGGCAGAAGCCCUGGACAACCGUGCCCCCUACCCCGCUGUACGGAGAGCUGAAGGAACAGUGGCCAGCAGACACCGAGGAUUGUGGACAAGUGUUGUUCGGGUGGCGCGGGCCUAUUCUGAAGGAGUCGCACGCACUCAAGGAUCUGACGGCGUGUGCGGUGCUGCUGCGGUAUUUAUGCGACACUGCUUCCGCGCCGCUGCAGCGCUGCCUCGUCGAGAGGGAAGACGCCUUCGCCGGGGACGUAUCCUACAACUUAACAGAGAACAUAGCGCCUUUGAUCAAGAUCGAGUUGGACAACGUGCCCAUUGACAAGCUAGAGGCGGCCCGUGACCAGGCGCGCGCUUGCAUAGAUACGGUGCGCAGUGGUGCUGAACCCUUGGACAUGGAGCGUCUGCGCAGGCUGUUGAAGAAACAGCUGCGCGAGAGCAUCGCGAGCCUCGAGUCCGACCCACACCACGCCAUCGCAUUCCGGUGUAUCGGCGACGCGCUGUACUCACAGAACGAACAUGAUUUCAUCUCGCGCAUGAACCCGCAACAAGACCUGGAGGAGCUGCUGGGCGAAGGGCCGGAGUACUGGCUGCGGCUGAUGCAGAAGUACCUCACUGACGACGUCGUCACCAUCGUUGGCUCGCCCAGCAUUGACAUGCAGACCAAAAUGGCAGAAGAAGAAAAGAAGAGAAUAGAAGAGCAGAGAGCGCAGCUGGGAGAAGAAGGACUCGCCAGGAAAGCUAAAGAACUUGCUGAUGCUAUGGAGUUCAAUGAGCGCCCCCCGCCCCCCGGCACGCUGGCCUCAGUCCCCGUGCCGUCCUGCAGCAACCUGCGGUGCCACAACAUCAGCUCGUGGAGCUCGGACGGCGCGCCCUGCCCGCACAUGGACCUCAAGCAGAUACCGCUCUAUGCGCGCGUGCACAGCCUCAAGACCAACUUUGUUUAUAUCAACCUAAUACUAGACACGACAUCGAUAGACGAGAACACGCGCAAGUGGCUCCCCCUCCACAUGAACGGUCUAGCCGAGUGUCCGGUGAUGCGCAACGGCCAGCUGAUACCACACGAAGAAGUGAUCUCCACCACUGAGCAACUGGUGGUGUUGUUCUCCAACGACGUCGGCUUCGGACGUUCCGGGAAUUUCUCCGUCGGAAUAUUCGGGAAUUUCCUGCAUAUUGAGACUAGGUGUGAACCGAAAGACUACGAGCAAGUAGUGAACCACUUGUACGAAGUUUUGUUCGCGGCGGAGAUUACGAAGGAGAGAUUAUUGGUGUUUACGCAGAGAAUGAUCAACGACGUUUCACAGGUGCGACGAAACGGCCACAAGUUGGUGUACGACAUCCUGCGUGACUCGCUGUACAGCAAAGACAGCAACGUGCACUGGAACUCCGUGCUGCGACAACAGAAGUUCCUCAAGGACCUGAACGAACAACUCAAUGCAGCAGGCGGCGACGCGGCGGACGCGGCGCUGCGCGAGGCUCGCGCGACCCUGAGCACCAUCACACGCGACCUGUGGAUACACCUCGCCACCGACUUCGACCGGUACAAGCUGUCCACUGAACCCUGGAAGAGAUUCGCGAGGGAGAAUGAAAUUACGCCGCCAGUUCCCCGCCUGUACUGGGACGCGGAGCUGAUGUCGGGGUACGGCGGCGGGUUCGUGGUGGGCGUGGGCGGCGUGGAGUCGUCGUACCUGGUGCAGCUGGCGCCCGGCCCGCGGGGGUACAGCGCGGACGAGGCCGCGCCGCUGCUCGUGGCGCUCAACUACUUCACGCAGCUCGAGGGUCCGAUGUGGCGGUUGAUCCGCGGCUGCGGGCUGUCGUACGGGUACGGCGUGCGGCCGGCGCCCAACGAGGGCCGCAUCGUGUUCUCGCUGUACAAGGCCACCAACUGCGUCGCCGCAUACACCAAGGCCAAGUCUAUUGUGGCGGAAUACUUCAAGGAGGGCAAUUUCGACGAGGAUCUGUUCGAGUCCUCUAAGAGCACUGCGUUGUUCGAGGUGGUGGAGAACGAGAAGUGCCCCGCCGACGUGGUCAGUCAAUCUCUGCUUAACUACUUGAAGCGAGUCAGUGACACAUACAGCAGGGACUUGGUCCGCGCAAUUGCGUCGGUGACACCAGAAGCAGCGAAGAGCGCGGCACAGAGGUGGCUACCGACUCUGUUUGACCCCACGCAGAGCAAGACCAGCAUCGUCUGCCAUCCCAGCAAGGUCAACGACAUGCAGGCUGCAUUUGAAAAAAUAAACGUGAAACUAGAAGCGUUCGAGUCUAUGGAAGCGUCGCAUUUUAAUAAAUAAGUUCGAGAUAAGUGUAGGUGAGCGUGGCCAUCAGGUGAAAUUGUGGUCAAACGCGAGCCUAUCUAGUAUAAAAAAUAUAACAUUCACACGUUGUUAUGAGCAUUUAUAUUUGUAUUGAUUAUGAGCAUAAUCGCGUCAUAUAUGCAGCCCUAAGUAUUUGUACAGCACUUGUAUAUUGUACUUUUAAACCAAGUUAUUUUAAGUUAUACAUAGAUUUUAUAUUGCUUGGCUGUGCCUUAAUCCUACAAUAAAUUCAAUUGAAGAAUCGUACUAGUUUAUUUAGUGUUACAUAUAAAUUGUAUAAUAUUUAAUCGGCUGGAACGACCCACAUUGAAUAAAACAAUAAAACUCCAAACUUAUUGUGA
Molecule: messenger RNA, 3513 nt
Organism: Pectinophora gossypiella (pink bollworm)
Lineage: Eukaryota; Metazoa; Arthropoda; Insecta; Lepidoptera; Gelechiidae
Exons: 19
Coding region: 122-3148 (1008 amino acids)
Molecular function (GO): metal ion binding
Source: RefSeq, a predicted model, not a curated record